AUGCACGCUUUUUAUAUGAUUCUUACCGGUGUGUUUUUUCUUAUAUGCAUACUUUAUUAUUUCAUGAGUAGAAAACAUAGUUAUUGGAAGAAGAGAAACGUACCUCAUAUAAAACCAACAAUAUUUUUCGGAAACUAUAAAGAAUAUAUUACGUUAAGAAAAUAUUGGCCAAAGAUAACUCAAGAAAUUUGCCAACAAUUUCCAAAUUCACCAUAUGUCGGGGUGUACUAUGGAACGGAACCAGCUCUCGUCAUACAGGAUCCCGAAAUAAUCAAACUCGUCAUGGCAAAGGACUUCUACUAUUUCAAUAACAGAGAAGUUGCAGAUCACACACAUAAAGAGACAGUCACACAGAACCUGUUCUUUACUGGUGGCAAUAGAUGGAAAGUUCUGCGACAAAACUUAACCGCUUUGUUUUCAUCAGCAAAACUGAAGAAUAUGUUUUAUUUAAUUGAAAAUUGUGCCAUUCUGUUGGAUAAAGUAAUCGCUGAGGAUUUAAAAUCCAAUAAAUCAAAUGUAAUUGAGAUUAAGUCACUUCUGGCGAAAUAUACGAUGGACUGUAUAGGAUCGUGUGCGUUUGGAGUAGAAACGGGAACUCUGGUUAGGACAGAUACACAAAAAAAUCCGUUUACAAUUAUGGGUGAGAAAAUAUUUGACGUUUCAAACUUUGGUGCUCUAAAAAUGAUCAGUCGAGCAAUGUGGCCUGCUACAUUUUACGGUUUAGGCCUGAAAUGGUUUAACGACGACAUAGUAACUUUUUUCAAUAAAUUGUUGAAAGGUGUGUUUGCUAAUCGGUCGCACAAGCAAUCGCCAAGGAAUGAUUUUGUUGAUUUCAUUCUCAGUUGGAAGCAAAAUAAUUAUUUAAUGGGAGACAGCAUAAAUAAUUUUAAGACCGGCUUAAAGAACACAAUUACUCUUGAGGUUAACGACGACUUGCUUGUGGCACAGUGUGUUUUGUUUUUUGCUGCUGGUUUUGAAACAACAGCCACGACAACUUCCUUCGUAUUUUAUGAACUAGCGAAACAUCCGAAAGCUCAAGCUCGAGUUAUUGAAGAGGUUUCCGAUUACUUUGACCGUCAUAAUGGCAAAAUAGAAUAUGAAUGCAUCAAUGAAAUGCCGUACCUUCAAGCUUGUGUUGACGAAACUCUUCGUCUCUAUCCAGUAUUGGGAGUUCUAACAAGGGAAGUCGCAGAAUCAUACUCACUACCGACAGGGCUUCUGUUAGAAAAGGGCGACCGUAUCCAUAUACCUGUAUAUCAUAUUCACCACAAUCCUUAUAACUUUCCGGAGCCAGACGAAUUUCGUCCUGAAAGGUUUUAUGGCGAAGAGAAGAAAAAUAUCAAACAGUUUUCCUACUUACCAUUUGGCGAAGGACCCAGGAUUUGCAUUGGUCUACGUUUUGCAAGGAUGCCAAUUGUGGCAGGAUUACUUACGGUUUUAAAAAAAUACAGAGUGGAAUUAGCUGAUGAUAUGCCUCGAAAUAUUAAAUUUCAGCCAAAAGCCAUAGUUACUCAAGCUAUGGGCGGCAUACGCCUUAAAUUUCUUUCCCAUCAAGCCUAG
Messenger RNA from Pararge aegeria (speckled wood butterfly), 1560 nucleotides. RefSeq names its product cytochrome P450 6B5-like. The transcript is spliced from 2 exons. Bases 1 to 1560 code for a protein of 519 amino acids. The record is from RefSeq and is a predicted model, not a curated record. NCBI's taxonomy places the organism in Eukaryota, Metazoa, Arthropoda, Insecta, Lepidoptera, Nymphalidae. Gene Ontology annotation, molecular function: iron ion binding; oxidoreductase activity, acting on paired donors, with incorporation or reduction of molecular oxygen; heme binding.